AGAAAUAACUCCCAAGAAAAACAACAAAAUUGGCAAAAAACCGCGUGCAAUCCGUGUAAUAAAUAUAUUCAACACCUAAGCCCAGCUACGCGGCAGCAACUAAACACCAUGCAAGUAUCUCAAGUCUCUCGCCCAACUCUCUAAUUGCGGGCGAAAAAAGUGCGCGUGUUUGUGUGCCUCGUACAAAAAAAAGAGUAGUGAAAAAAAGUCGCCGCCGAGGGUAACUGGGCGCAAAAUACACAGAGAAAAACAACGAGCAGUGCCAGUCAACCAAAUUGGCGCCACUGUAAUGCGUUGAGGCAAUCACAAGAAACAACAACAACAGCAACGUUAACAAAAACAAUGUCCAAAACAAUCGAAGACUUCGACGAGGAGCUGUUUGAGACGCGCCUCGAAGCGCUUAAGGAUACACAGGAGUGCAUACAGCAUAUGUCCAACUGGUGCCUGCAGCAUCGCUUCAAUCACAAGAAGAUCAUUCAGUGCUGGUUGAACGUCUUCAAGCGAGUUCGCGUCGAUCAUCGCCUGGUGCUGUUCUACCUAGCCAACGAUGUCAUUCAGUACAGCAAGCGCAAGCACUACGAAUUCGUCGAGUGCUGGGCAACAGCUCUGCAGAGAGCAACGACAAUGGUGCGUGAUGAACGGGUAAAGGGUAAAAUAUUGCGCAUCUUUAAAAUUUGGGAGCAACGCGAAAUCUACAAUGAAGAAUUCCUCAGUGAUCUGAGCGGUCUGCUUAAUAUAGCUCCGCCAAAGAAAGCCCCACCUAGCACCGAUCCGAGCAGUGAGUAUCAGAAUGCAACACUAAUUGCCCAGGUGAGAGAAUGUGUCGAGCUCGCUGAUACGACGGACAAGAGCAUGAAGAAGCUACCGAAGCCGCCGACAUUUGAAUUGGAGGCGAUUAAACAGCAGCUAAAGGACAAAAGCCAUUCGGGUGACAUUGAAAAGGAACUCGAACGCUGUGUGGCUUUCAUCAAUGCCUACAAUAAGAAUCUGCAGAACGAGAUCAAAUGUCGCAAAUCGGUGCUGGAGUCCAUCGAUGCGGCUAAAAAGUUCUACGAGCAUCAGGGACGAGAAGUCAAAGUGGUUGCCAGUGCCUAUAAAAGUUUUGGCACACGCAUAAAAAUUGUGAAACGCAAGCUGGACGAGGUAAUACCCACGCUGGCCAGUCCCAUACCCUCACCGGACAUAAAUGCACCAUCGCCAGAACGUGAUGCGGAUUUGCAGCUGCCGGAUGAGAAUAAUUCACCGCUGGGCGUGAACAUAUUCAGCGGCAGCGGUCUCAAUGGUUUUGCCAGCUAUUUGGACGGUGGUCAACUGCCGUUCGAUAUAAACGACUUCAAGCGUGAGUCGAGUGGCAAGGAUAGGGGCAGCGCCAUUGAGGUUAUUGGGUCGCGUUCGGAUGAUGAGAGUUAUACGCCCGGCGCCAGUUUCUAUAAGCCCGAGACACUGAACAGCAGCAGCUAUACCAAUAAUAAUGCCAAUGGAAAUGGUGGCGGUGCCAUACCAGGACUCGGCGGAGGUGGAGCCGUUAGCAGCGCCAGCGAAGAAUAUAAUCCCAGUCAAGUGCAGUCGGUUUAUGGUGGCGUUCUGCCGCCGCCCCCGCCGCCGCAUAUCGGCUAUGGCCAGACGGAGACUCAAUAUACGCCCGCGCCACUGAACAGCAGCAAUCCGAUGGCACCACCGCCGCCGAUGCCGGCAUCGGGUGGCAGCGUCGAUGAUUUCAAUAGCACCUGGGACAUGAACAUGACGUGGACGCCGCUCGACAAUAGUCUAAAUAGCAGUGGCGCCAGUUCCAGCUAUACGACAUCAUCGCAAGCGACGCCGCACUCGCCGCCGCAUUUCGAGCGCAAGGGCAGCGGUGCACCGAUCGAGUACAGUGAGCACCACAAUGUGGCUGGCCUUGGUGCACAGGAUGUGGAUCAUCGUACAAUCCAAUUGCCGCCGGCAUUCAAUUUUCGACCCAAGUCUGCGCUGAGCGAAGAGCAAACGCGGCAACUGGUCGACAUUGAUCAUAGAAAUUUGAUAUCGCUAACGGGUUCCCCGAGUGGUGCAGAAAAGGAGUUUGGUGGUGGCGAUGUGGACUAUCGCACAGCGACCACCGCGAAGGGCGAGGAAACGGGCAGCGCCAUACGGAGUCUGGGCAACAAUUCACCGAUGAUGGCGCCGCCGGGCAGCUUUGUGAAGAAGACCAGCUCGCCGCAGAAAUCCAAUGCGAGUAAGAGCUCCUCUUCCGAAUCUGAUCGUGUGGAUGGCUCGGCGCGUUAUGAUCCCGCCGAUAUGGUCAUUGACAUGGACAUGUCCGACGAGGAUUUGGAUGAGUUGCAGCUAGAACUCAAUGCGAAUGUGGAGCUGAAUAAUGUGGAUGGUGAAACGGAUGCAAAUGGCGCUUUAACGCCGCGUCCAGUGCUGCUGGAAACGCCGCAGGAGUUUCAAUGGGAUGCCAGCAACAAUUUUCUUGCAGCUGCCAACACCGGCAACAUUCAAGACAUGCAGGCCGAUGCACAACAACAACAGCAGCCGCCAUUGCCACCACAGCAACAACAGCAGCAGCAGCCGUGGAAUCAAAUGCAAUCACCGAUGCCAUGGAAUGGCAACGAGGGCAACAAUGGAUCAGCUGGUGUGCCGCCAUUGCCCAGGUCGCCAUUUGCUGGGGGGCCCUAUCAGCAGCCCUUUCAGCCAUUUAGCAAUAGUCCGGAUAGACCGAAUUAUAGACCGUAUAGACCGAAUUAUCAGCGCAUGCCCGGACCCUUCGAUGGUGGGCCAGGACCAGGUGGACCUGGUGGACCGCGUCAAUUCUUUCCACGCGGCGGUGGCGGUCCCAUGCGCGGUGGCGGUGGGCGCAGGCGCAUGCGUGGUAAACCUUGGAUGUAAUUACGUAUUAUAGAUUCUAUAUUUAUACACAUAGACACACAACUCAACACACACUCACACACAGAUACACACAUACAUAAACGCAUACACAUACGCAAUUGCAAAGUUUUUAGUUAUUAGACGUCUUUAUCUCAUUUGGAUUUAACUUAUGGACGCAUAUAUUGACCAUAUACACACAUAAUUUUAAUUGACAUCCUGGCAAGCUGCGGAUCGUUGGCUAUUAAAUAAACUAUAUACUUAUAAACAGAAACAUAUUUUGGAUGCACCCCAAACUCGGAACUGUCUAUAAACUAUGCUUAAGCAAUAACGUUUUACAAUUUUCCUGAUAAAUACAAUAUUAAUUAUUAUAUUCAUAUAACGACAGUUCUCCUCACUAAAUGUUUGUUUUGAGCUAAUGCUAAUUAUAAAUAUAUCAAUGUUUUCAUAAAUGCAAUAUUAGAUGAGUUAUUUAAAGAGGCUCAAAUUUCGUUUAUUUAUCAAAUGCCAUAAAAAGUGCAUUUUUUUUAGCACAAUAAAAUUCAUCUACAAGCUCCAUUGAGUGAAUUUAUGGGUUUCUCCGGGGUUUACCCAAUUAAGUUGCUGACUGGUUUUUAUCAUUUCUUAUGUCGCCAAACAGUUUAGUUUAUCUCCAUUGUGAUAUAUAGUUUUUUUUAGUCAACAAUCCAAAUGCUUAUUUUUAUAAAACUUUCAAAGACUCAUUUAGUAACAAAAUAUAUCAAACAAAUUUCGUUUAAGUUUAAAGUUGCCUUAGCCUCUAGAUCUUCUACAUAUAAUAUAUAUAUAUUAUACACUUAACAAUUAAUUUCCACACAUUGCUUUUAAUUCUCAGCACUAGUUUUUAAGAAAAAGUAUAAUGUAAAUAUAAAUGUAAUUAUUAUAGAAACUAAAUUAUAUCUUUACGAACUUCGGUUAAGCCAAAGUUUAAUGUUCUUCACUAAAUGUCAACACAUACCAGAUUAAAUAAUAACCCUCUGUUCGGUAAAAAAAAAAAGUUAAAAAA
Drosophila grimshawi is the source of this 3868-nucleotide messenger RNA. RefSeq names its product regulation of nuclear pre-mRNA domain-containing protein 2. NCBI's taxonomy places the organism in Eukaryota, Metazoa, Arthropoda, Insecta, Diptera, Drosophilidae. The coding region runs from base 343 to 2868 and encodes 841 amino acids. Gene Ontology annotation, biological process: mRNA 3'-end processing. The transcript is spliced from 8 exons. Gene Ontology annotation, molecular function: RNA polymerase II complex binding. Gene Ontology annotation, cellular component: RNA polymerase II, holoenzyme. The record is from RefSeq and is a predicted model, not a curated record.